Molecule: messenger RNA, 2787 nt
Organism: Pedinophyceae sp. YPF-701
Lineage: Eukaryota; Viridiplantae; Chlorophyta; Pedinophyceae
Source: the annotation of a GenBank genome assembly
AUGUAUGACGAGCUUCUGCGGCAAAUAGGUUCCGUGUUGUCGCAGCGGUCCACCAGCGCUAGAGACAAGAGCUCUGAGGCCCUACAGCUCGCCGAGAGGUUCGGAGGAGCCGGCCACGCGCACCUCCUGCGAAGUCUGUGCUCGUUCCUGGCGAAGCCGAGUCAGCUCGCAGCGUCAGGAGCCCAGAAGGAGAGCACUGUUGUGCUUUCGCUCGUCCUCGGGCACCUCGCCAGUCGGCCGGACUUCACCGAGCUCGUCGGGGACGGAUUUAUUGAGGUCAAGUCGAAGCGGGCGGCGCUUCUACGAGAUCUCAACAAGCACUGUCGCCUUUCGCUCGACUUGCAGCUUCUGCUAGCCAGCGCUUGCUGCGACUAUCCAGACGCCGAUCUCCGCCAAGCAGGCCUCCGCUACGUUAGCGAGAAGGUCGAGGAGGCGCCCCACGCACUCAAGCGCGCCAGCCUCCGCACGCUACACCGCCUGCUCGCAUCUCUCAGGUGUGCGGGUCAGGAGGGAGCCGAGUGCCUAGCAGCCGUCGCAAGCGCGCUGCAAUCACUGCCCCAGGAGGAUGCGCAAAAAGCCGUUCUCCUCAGUCCGCUCACCGUAACGGCUAGAAGCCCCGUAGACGCCCAGCGCUCGUCGCUGGCACCCGGGGGCGCCCCCACCUUCGCCAUGGGCGACCUAGCGGACCUGGCGGGGCCCGGAACCCUGGCCGGCGUCGUCAAGGAACUGGGCCCCGCCUGCACCGCCACCCGCCUCGCCUUCCAGGAGGCGCUCCAGAGCACAAGCUCUGACCUCUCCGAAGUGGCGGUGGCGCGCAUGGUGGCCGUCAUGUGCCGCGCCACGCCCGCGCAGCCGGAGCAGCCGCACGGGUGGAACCUCGACGUCGUCGCCGCCACCCUCCAGUCCGCGGCCCCGCGCCUCAACUGGCCCACGGUCGUCCGCGCGCUCGACACGCCGGGCUUCGUCGUGCCCGGGCCGCCGGGCGCGGCGCUGCUGGCGGAGCUGCUGCGGCUCGCGCGCCCGCGCGAGCCGUUCCCGGUCGACGCGAUCUGCGGCCGCGCGUGGCAGAACGCGGCCGGCCAAAUCUCCCUGCUCCGCGCCGCGGUCGCGCUCCCGCCGGAGGUUUUGACCUUCGAGCACGCGGCGCGCAAGCUCGAGCCGCUCGAGGGCCUCGCGGGCGGCGCGAGCCCCGUCGGGACGGCGAACCACGCGUGGGUCUGCCUGGACCUCGUCGCGGUGCUGUGCAAGCACGGCGACGGCGUGUGCGCGCGCGAGGUGCGGGAGGUGGUGGACGCACCGCUCAAGCAGUGCCCGGAGGUGCUGCUGCUGAGCGUGGUGUCGUGCACGGAGGAGUGGGGGACCCUCCAGCGCGACGUGUGCAACGCGCUGAUCCCAAUGUUCAUCGGGAACCACCCGAACAGCAACGUCGUCGUGACGCGCCUGUGGGCGGUGCGGCGCAACGUGCUCAUCUCCUACAUGGUCGACCUGUACGCCAAGGAGCCCGGGACGAUGUCGCGGAUCCUGGACAUCUGCCAGGAGCUGCGGCAGAUCCAGACGGUCAUUGAGAGCACGGCGCCGAUGUUCGCGCUGGAGCUGGCGUCGCUGGCGUGCCGCCGGGAGUACCUCGACCUGGAGCGCUGGCUCACGCAGAAGGUCGCGCAGGGCCGCGGGGAGUUCGUCCGGACGUGCCUCUCGUUCCUCAAGGAGAAGGCGAACCCGGCCGGGGGCCUCCUGACGCAGAUCCAGCUGACUCAGGUCACGCUGAGCAUCUUCCUCAAGGUCCUGCACAGCUCGAGCAGCCUGCUGCAGGACCAGGAGCUGUCGAACGAGGUCGCGCUCGUGCACGGGCAGUUCCUGCGGACCUUCGCGAACGGCGGCGGCGGCGCGGGCGGGCAGCCCGGCACGCUGCAGCACAAGACGUGGGCUCAGGACGUCGAGAAGGAGGCCAACGACGUCUUCCGGCACGCGUUCACGGGGCAGCUCACGAUCCCGGACGUGGUCGCGAUGCUCGUACGGCACCAGAAGUCGCUCGUGCAGCGCGAGCGCGAGGUCGUCGACUGCGUGGUCGAGAACCUCUUUGCCGAGGUCUCCCACCUGGGCAACUACCCGGACAAGGAGCUCGGGAUCGCGGCGGAGCUCUUCGGGUCGCUCGUGCAGCACCAGCUCGUGUCGGGCAUGCACCUGGAGUGGUCGCUCGCGACGGUGCUCGACGCGCUGAAGCACGCGCGCUCGAACGAGAAGAUGCUGGCCUUUGCCAAGGGCGCGCUCGGGGCCUUCCAGCAGCGCAUCCCGGAGUGGCCGUCGUUCUGCGCGGCGCUCCUGCAGCUCCCGCACGCGCCGCAGGUCGUGCCGAAGAUCGUCGAGAUGGCCGAGGCGGGCGUGCGGGCCGCCAAGGCGCGCCAGGGGUCGGCGGCGGCGGGCGCGGGCGCGGGCGCGGGCGCGGGCGCGGGCGCGGGCGGGGCCGCGCCGCCGCCCGGUUCGGCGGCCCCGACGCGGCGCGCGCGGGGAGCAGCGCCGCGGCGCUGCAGGGGAGCGGCACGGCGUCCCCGGCGGUCGGCGCGCCGGACGCGGCCAAGGACACCGGCCCGUCGGGACCGACGGGGCCCGCGCAGGGCGCGGACCCGCUGCGGUCGGUCGGGCGGAAGGCCGGGAGCCUCGUGCCGUCGCUCGCGCUGUCGACGAUCAACGCCGAGACGCUCGAGGCGGCCUACGGCACCGUGCUGCAGAAGCUGCACCGGCCGGACGACCGUCUCCUGGACCGCGUGUCGUUCCACAUCAACAACCUGA